Messenger RNA from Linum tenue, 3559 nucleotides. Lineage: Eukaryota; Viridiplantae; Streptophyta; Magnoliopsida; Malpighiales; Linaceae. The record is from the annotation of a GenBank genome assembly.
AGAAUAAUAACACGACGACUACUGUUCAGCUCACAUUGCAAAGCUGGUUAUGUGUGAGUGGAUCAAACGACGGCAGCAUAGAGCCUAGAGUGGUAAAGGCUGAUUGAUGCUUCGUCACUCGCACCUAUCACGGGAAGAAACCCAAAUCCAGGCCAUGGAAACCGCGGCGGAGAAGGACCAUCUACUGUGUCAAAGCCAGUCAAGCUUUCAAUCUCGAGAAUCCCACCAGCCCGGAUCGAGUAACCUUGAAUCUACUGAUUUGAUCAGAGCCGUAUGGCAGGAAUCGAAGAACUUGUGGCUCAUUGCCGGGCCGUCGAUCUUCAGCCGGGUCGCCAUGUUUUCAUUGACAGUCGUCACCCAAGCGUUCGCGGGCCACUUGGGCGAACUCAAUCUCGCCGCCAUUUCCAUGGUUUGCUUUGUCAUCAUCGGCAUCAGUUUCGGCUUCCUGUUAGGAAUGGCGAGCGCGCUGGAGACAUUGUGCGGCCAAGCAUACGGAGCAAAACAAUACCAUAUGUUGGGAAUAUAUAUGCAGCGUUCCUGGAUUGUGCUGUUCUUGUGCUCCCUACUGCUUCUGCCAUUGUUUCUGUUUGCAGCGCCGCUAUUGAAAUUGAUUGGGCAGCCAGCAGAUGUGGCAGAGAAGACGGGUCUUGUGGCUCUAUGGUUGAUACCAUUUCAUCUGAGCUUCCCGUUUCAGUUCACAUUGCAAAGGUUCUUGCAGUGCCAGCUUAAGGCGGGAGUCGUCGCGUGGGUCUCUGGUGGAGCUCUUGUUCUCCAUGUUUUAGUGAGCUGGGUUUUUGUUCACAAGUUGCAAGUUGGGAUUGUGGGGGCUGCUAUUACGAUCGAUUUCUCUUGGUGGGUCACGGUCUUGGCCAUGUUCUUGUACUGUGUUUGUGGUGGCUGCCCGAAAUGUUGGACUGGUUUCUCGGAUCAAGCUUUUUUGGGACUCUGGGACUUCUUCAAACUUGCAGUGGCCUCCGGAGUUAUGCUUUCGUUGGAGAACUUCUAUUACAAAGUGUUGAUUAUAGUUUCUGGGUAUAUGCAGAAUGUUAAGGUCGCAAUCGAUGCCCUCUCUAUCUGCGUAACAAUUUAUACCUGGGAGUCCAUGAUUCCACUUGGAUUUUUAGCUGCAGCCGGAUACGUCGCACCUUGCUUCCCAGCUAAACUAGUUCUUGCUAUUGAUAGAAGUUCUAUAAAUGGAUGGGUUUCCCCAUUGCAUUGGAUGGACUUCUGUGAUUUGAGAGUCCAUGAUUGGAAAAACUUAUCUGCUGAAUUCAUCCUCUCCAACUUGCCCAUCGAUGCAACAUCCAGGGUGCGGGUUGCAAAUGAGCUUGGUGCAGGGAAUGCUAAAGGGGCUCAAUUUGCAACCAUUGUAUCAGUGACAACAUCAGCAGCUGUUGGACUGUUCUUUGGCAUAAUCAUCAUGGUCUUUCCCAAAGAACUUGCUGCAAUCUUCACAUCGAGCUCCUCCGUUAUAUCAAUGGUCAAUGAAUUGGCAGCGUUGCUGGCUUUCACCGUCCUUCUGAACAGCAUUCAACCGGUUCUUUCUGGUGUGGCCGUUGGAUCAGGCUGGCAAGCAUCGGUGGCAUUUGUAAACAUAGGAAGCUACUACAUUGUCGGACCGUUAGGAGUACUCUUCGGUUCGUGGUUGCUUCACUUUGGUAUCCAAGGUAUUUGGGUCGGAAUGCUAGCCGGAACUGUGGUUCAAACGUUGGUGCUAACUGUAAUGACCCUGAGAUGCCAGUGGGAGAAAGAGGCCGAAAAAGCUCGAUCCCAGGUUGAAAAGGGUAGUUCUGCAAUGGCGUCUGUAUCCAGCCAGCCGCAGUUCCGUCUCACUCAACCGCCUUCGAAGGUGCUGCACCUAAGAAACUUGCCAUGGGAAUGCACGGAGGAAGAAUUAAUUGAGCUGGGAAAACCCUUUGGUAAAGUUAUCAACACUAAGUGCAAUGUGGGUGCAAACAAAAAUCAGGCCUUCAUUGAAUUUGUGGAUCUGAAUCAAGCCAUUGCUAUGAUAUCAUACUAUGCUUCAUCUUCAGAGCCGGCCCAAGUGAGAGGGAAGACUGUCUAUCUGCAGUAUUCUAACAGGCAAGAAAUUGUGAACAACAAGACAACAGCUGAUGUUGCGGGAAAUGUAUUACUUGUGACCAUUGAAGGUGCUGAUGCUCGCCUUGUCAGCAUUGAUGUCUUGCACCUGGUAUUUUCUGCUUUUGGUUUCGUGCAUAAGAUUACAACUUUCGAAAAGACGGCUGGGUUCCAGGCGCUCGUGCAAUUUUCCGACACUGAGACUGCUACAUCUGCGAAAAAUGCUCUCGAUGGGAGAAAUAUUCCUAGGGACUACACUAAUCUAAGUCUUCCUGUUGCACCAUCAGCUAUUGAUGGAAGUGGUCUGUUCACUGUGGGUCAGGAUGGGAGAAAGCUAGAGCCUGAAAGUAAUGUCCUUCUUGCAUCAAUAGAGAACAUGCAGUAUGCUGUCACUUUGGAUGUUCUCCACAUGGUCUUCUCUUCUUUUGGACCUGUUCAGAAGAUUGCUAUGUUUGACAAAAAUGGUGGACUUCAAGCUUUGAUUCAGUACCCUGAUGUCCAGACUGCCAUGGUAGCCAAAGAAGCACUGGAAGGACACUGCAUUUACGAUGGAGGCUUUUGCAAACUUCAUCUCUCGUACUCUCGCCAUAAUGAUCUCAGCAUAAAGGUCAAUAACGACAGAAGUAGGGACUACACAAUCCCCAAUACUCCAAUGAUGAACCCUCAGCCUUCACUCUUAGGACAGCAGCCAAUGGGCGGAGGUCAGUAUCCUCAGACGGCCGAGCAUCAAAUGAUGCCGCCUCAAGCUUCAGCCGGAUGGGGUGCCGGUGUUCCUCCAGGUCCUCCUCCACAUUCAAUGCCGCAGCAGAUGAAUAGUAAUGCCUACAUGCCACCGGGUGGAGGCAAUAGUAACGCGUACAUGCCACCACCGGGUGGGGGGAAUAGCAAUGCGUACAUGCCACCAGGUGGGGGUAAUAGUAAUGCAUACAUGCCACCAGGUGGGGGUAAUAGUAAUGCGUACAUACCACCAGGUGGUAUGCCCCCUCACGGAGGCCAUGGAAUGAUGCAUAUGUCCUCCCAUGGUGGCAUGCCGCCGCCACCAUCUUCAAUGGGCCAUCAUUAUAGGCCUGCUCAAUAGCAUCUCCGCUUUUGUUCCGGAACGAGGAGAAGUGCAUAGACUUGGAUCACCAGCUGAACACCAAUGUUGCAGCAAUCUCUUUCCUUUUCGGAUGACAACAGAUGGUGCUGGCUGAUACAAGUGUUCUGAACUACUAAGGUUUUGAUUGUUGGCUGUAGAAUCGAAACAUUUUGAUGUAUUUUGUUGGAUGAUAAUGCAGACAUGUUGUAAUGUGGUCGAAUUUUUCCGUUUUUCUCUUAAUCAUGGCGGAUAUUUGCAUCAUUUACUGGCUGUCGAGUUUGCUGCUAUUUCUGGUGUUAAAAAACAGGAGAAUUUGAAGAUAAACGGGUCGGUCUGAGUAUGUCGAGAAUAUUAGGUUUUCAUAUGGGAUUGUUGAGUGUAAUGUCUGGAAAGGGGUGGCAU